AUCCACUUUCAAGCAUCCACUGCCAGCGGGGCAGGGGCAGGUUCACAGGGCCGCAGGCCCGCAGCGGAAUGAAAUGAUACUAAACCACCAUAAAAAAUAUCGCCUCCAUCUGACUUUUCCACUUUCUGUGGAUACUGGAUAUUCCGCGGUCCGAUCUUUCUUCCAAUUAUUAACCCAAAAAAAAAAAAAGCAAAACGCCGGAGGAAAGGAAAGGAAACGACAGAGAUUUUAGAGUUCGGAGAGUAUGGGCCACGGGAGCUCAAAGGAGGACGACUCUUCUUCUUCUUCUUCGGAUGCAGAUACUAAACCUUCGCGCAUCUCUCGGCUGAAGCAGAAACUGCAUCUCCAUCGCCGUCAUCACCACCAUACAAGUGCGUCUUCUCCUCAUCAGAAACUCCAUGCCGCCGAGGAUUUCUCUGGCAUUGCUCUCCUUACUCUGAUUAACGCGGAGAUGAAGUUUAAGGACAAGUGGCUGGCAUGUGUUUCAUUUGGGGAGCAAACGUUUCGAACAAAUAUUUCUGAUCAAACAGACAAACCUAUCUGGAACUGUGAGAGGAAACUUCUUUUGGAAAGAAAUGGACCUCGUGUUGCUAGAAUCUCAGUAUUUGAGACAAAUAGAUUAUCAAAGAAUAAUCUCAUUGGGUACUGUGAGAUCAAUUUACUUGACUAUCUAACACAGGAUUCAGAUUCUGACCUCGAGACAUUUGACCUGCUUGAUCCUGUAUCAUCUGACAAAGUUGUUGGCCAUAUAUGUCUUUCCUGUAAUGUUGAGGAUCCAAUAGAAACAGAGAAAAAUUUUGCAAGACGAAUUUUAUCAAUAAUGGACUACAAUGAAGAUGGAAAGCUUUCGUUCUCUGAGUUUUCCGACUUAAUUAAUGCUUUUGGCAAUAAUGUGGCAGCUAGCAAGGUUUCAGCUGAAGUGAAAGAGAAGCUCUUCAAAGCCGCAGAUAAAAAUGGGGACGGUGUUGUGAGCAUGGAUGAGUUGGCUGAACUUCUUGCUCUUCAACAAGAAAAAGAGCCUAUUAUGAAUUGCUGCCCUGUCUGUGGUGAGAUAGUUGAAGUCUCUGAUAAGCUGAACACUGUGGUUCAUUUGACUUUGUGUUUCGACGAAGGAACUGGUAACCAGGUCAUGACGGGAGGGUUCUUGACUGAGAAACAGGCCUCAUAUGGGUGGAUGUUCAAACUAAGUGAGUGGGCCCAUUUUUCAUCAUACGAUGUUGGUUUGAACUCUGGAUCAAGUGCUUCACAUAUUUUGGUCUGUGAUCGAAAGACAAAGAGGCUGGUAGAAGAACUAAUCGAUGCAAAGAUUGUUCUGUCAAUGAGAGCCAUUUACCAGUCAAAAAUAGGACUUGGCCUUAUAGAUAAAGGAGCAAAGGAGAUCUUGCAAAGCAUCUCAGAGAGGCAAGGAAGACAGAUGAAUUCAGUUGAAUCUGCUAAAGAUAUAUCAAAGUUUGUUGAAUUUUUUGAGGAUCAAAUCAAUAUGGCUGAAGUCAAGUAUCCUUUGGAGCACUUUAAGACAUUUAAUGAAUUUUUCGUGAGAGAGCUAAAGCCUGGAGCAAGACCAAUUGCUUCCUUGGAGCGUGAUGAUGUUGCAGUAUGUGCUGCUGAUAGUCGGUUGAUGGCUUUUAAAUCAGUACAAGAUAGUCUACGAUUUUGGAUCAAGGGUCGAAAGUUUUCGAUUCAAGGUCUUCUGGGGAAAGAAAUCUGUUCAAAUGCUUUUGUUGAUGGAACUUUGGUGAUAUUCAGGUUGGCCCCACAGGACUAUCAUAGGUUUCAUUUUCCAGUUUCUGGCACCAUCGAGCAAUUUGUAAACAUUCCUGGAUGCUUAUACACUGUUAAUCCUAUUGCUGUCAACAGCAAAUAUUGUAAUGUUUUCACAGAGAAUAAACGAGUGGUGUCCAUUAUUUCUACUGAAGAGUUUGGAAAGGUGGCAUUUGUUGCAAUUGGAGCAACUAUGGUUGGUAGCAUUACUUUCGUGAAGAAGGAAGGUGACAUUGUCAAAAAGGGAGAUGAGUUUGGAUAUUUCUCUUUUGGGGGGAGCACAGUGAUCUGUGUCUUUGAAAAGGAUGCAAUUGAGAUAGAUGAUGACCUCAUAGUUAACAGUGGAAGAUCACUUGAGACGCUAGUCUCUGUUGGAAUGACAUUGGGUGUCUCCAUAAAGAAGCCAGCUGGAGCAGGUUUGCCAAACUUGGAAAGCUGUGUUUUGGGGGAUUGAGUUUGCCCCCCAGUUGCAAAUAUCUGUAAUAUUUUGUGGCUAUAACUCUACUUUCAUAACUGUAAUAACUGGUGGAAAAUGUUUCUGGUAUUCUAGUUAUGAUGCUGGUUACUGAAUUGUAGAUUUCAUGCUUGGAUUUGGAAGGAAAACUGUCAUCUGAGUUCUUAGUUGUUUAGAAUAAAAUUAUGACCUCUAUGGGUAUUUUUC
This is a messenger RNA of Durio zibethinus, 2422 nucleotides long. Its product is annotated as phosphatidylserine decarboxylase proenzyme 2-like. The record is from RefSeq and is a predicted model, not a curated record. NCBI's taxonomy places the organism in Eukaryota, Viridiplantae, Streptophyta, Magnoliopsida, Malvales, Malvaceae. Gene Ontology annotation, biological process: phospholipid biosynthetic process. Gene Ontology annotation, molecular function: phosphatidylserine decarboxylase activity; calcium ion binding.